AUUCCCGAGAAUGUUAUCUCUGUCACUCUUAAUUUGAUACAUUUGAUGAUGUGAAAUUCGUAUCUGAAUUACUAUUAGAGAUUCCCGAGAAUGUUACAUUAUUUCAAAAACAUUGCUUGAACCAAACACCCUUAACUACAAACAAGAGCAGAGGGGAAAAUAUAUAGAAAUUGCAGUGAUUAGUUUUUGGAACCUUCUGUCCAACAAAAACUUAGUCAAACUUUGCUGUUGACAAGACAUUAACUUUCCCAUGAUUUCCCCAGACAUUAUUUUCUCAGAACAAAAAGAAAGGACAGACCGUCAUAGCUUAUUGACAUAGACUGAUAGACUCACCCACUAGUCAACCACUAAAACCAAAUCCUGUUUAGUUCUUAUAAGAAAAGAUACAAUUCAUUGACUUGGCUUUAUCUGUUUUGGUCACAAUGAUAAUAUUCUUUUUUAGUGAUUCUAAUAAGAAUAACUGCUAUGAUCACAAUGGUAAUAGUUUUUUACUACAUUUCACAUCAAGAAUGAUUCCAAUAAGAAUGGUGCUACUUUGCACAGGCUAUGGAGUGUUUGAUGUCCAACAAACACUAAGCAAUGGCCAAACAAUACCUGCUAGUGCUAGUUGUUUUCUUGAAUUUCUUUGCUUCUUUAUGUUGUCCUGAUGAUCAACAGGGAUUCCUUCUCGAGUUCAAAUCCGCCUUCCUUAAAAGUGUGAACUCGUCCUCUUCAAACGAAAUCUUUGUUUAUGGAUUAGAGACGUGGAAUUCCACGUCUGAUUGCUGCAGUUGGGAGAGGGUCAUAUGCAAGCCCCGCGGAAAUUCAAGAACUGUCACGGGUCUCCAUCUCGAUUCUCUUGUGGCCACAACGCCAUCUGAGGAGCCCGGGGUGGUGGUAAACGCUGCGGUUUUGACACCCCUUUGCAGUAUAAGAUCCUUGAUGCUGCUAGACUUGUCCUCCAACCAAAUACAGGGAGAAAUUCCAGGCAAGGCAUUGGGAAAUCUGACCAAUUUGGUUCACCUUGACCUGAUGCAGAACAACUUCAGUGGCUCUAUUCCUCCACAGAUCUUUCACUUCAGGUACCUGCAAUAUCUUGACUUGAGCGGUAAUCAGUUAACCGGGGAGUUGAGUCCCGAGAUUGGAAGUCUUGGAAACCUGCAGGCACUGAAGCUCGAUGAUAAUCUCCUUGGCGGAAACAUCAGCAUGGAGAUUGGAAACCUUAAAAAGUUGCAGAUAUUGUCUCUCAGAAACAAUAAGGUUUCUGGUGCAAUUCCAGUGUCAAUACUCAAUUUAAAGGAGCUGCAAGUAUUAGACUUGAGGGAAAACCAUAUGACAGACGAAAUUCCAGCCAAGAUUGGAAGCUUGUCCAAUCUGACAACUCUAGCCUUGAGCAAGAACAAGUUUACCGGCAUAAUCCCAUCAUCAAUACACAACUUGAGCAGGCUCCAGACUCUUCGGCUCGAAAACAACAAUCUCACAGGAGAAGUUCCAUCCUGGUUAUUCGGCAUCAAGUCUCUGCAGGAUUUGUUUCUCGGUGGGAAUUCACUGAAAUGGAAUAACAAUGCCAGGAUAGUGCCCGAGUGCAAGUUAUUGCAGCUCUCUCUUCAAUCCUGUGGCCUCGAGGGAGAAAUCCCAGAUUGGAUUUCGACACAGAAAACUUUGGGUUACAUGGAUUUGAGCAGGAACAACCUCAGUGGAACAUUCCCACAAUGGCUUGCAGAGAUGGAGGUCGGGAGUAUCAUUCUGUCAGAAAACGAUUUCACAGGUUCUCUUCCUCCUCAGCUAUUCAAUUCCAGAAGUUUAUCUAUUCUUGACCUUUCAAGAAACAGAUUCUCAGGAAAGCUCCCAGACAAUAUUGGAAAUGCUACUGCCAUUAUGUUACUCAUUUUGGGUAACAACCAGUUUUCGGGGACAAUCCCUGUUUCCCUCUCGAACAUUUAUCGUUUGCUGUUGUUGGACUUAUCGAAAAACAGAUUUUCUGGUGAUACAUUCCCAGUUUUUGAUCCCAGUGGCUUACUUGCAUAUGUGGAUUUAUCCUCUAAUGAUCUUUCAGGAGAAAUCCCUCUAAGCUUUCCUCAAGAAACCAGGAUUCUUGCCUUGGGAAACAAUAGAUUUUCUGGAUCAUUGCCCAGAAAUUUGACUAAUAUGAGCAUGCUUGAACAUCUCGAUCUCCAUGACAACAAGAUCAGUGGAGAACUCCCCGAAUUCAUCACCCAAAUGUCGUCUCUUCGCAGUCUAAAUCUGAGAAACAAUCUCCUCCGGGGCUCAGUACCAACCGGCCUGUCCAGAAUGGAAAAACUCCAAAUCUUGGACUUGUCAGACAACAGCUUCACUGGAAAAAUCCCACAGGAGGUAGGGAAUCUGAUGGGAAUGAUCAACACACCAACGACAUUUUCAUCGCUGUUGGACUUGUUCACUUUCAAGAUUGAGUACACAGACUUGAACGUGAUCUGGAAGAGAACGAUCCAAGGGAUUUCAUCAGGCGCUGCCAGUGAUAUCUAUUCUUGGUUGGACUUGUCAAGCAACAGAUUUUCAGUCAAAAUCCCGCCAUCUUUAGGCAACCUUAAAGGCUUGAAGAUGCUGAACAUGUCCUUCAACAGCCUGUCUGGGACAAUCCCCUCGAGUUUUGGUGAUCUCGAGAGCAUCGAGAGCUUAGACUUGUCCCACAACACCAUCUCAGGCUCAAUCCCACAAUCUUUUGUGAAGCUGCAAGCACUGGGCACUCUGGAUGUCAGCAACAAUCGCCUCACCGGUAAAAUCCCAGCAGGUGGACAGAUGGACACCUUCACUGAUCCAGCAUAUGCCAACAACAGUGGACUCUGUGGGUUCCAAAUUCAGGUGCCAUGUCCACAGGACUUGCCACCUUCAAGUCCAGAAGAACCUGAGACCAUGAAUGUAUGGUUUGUGUGGGAAGGAAUGCUGAUUGGGUUCCCUUUUGGUCUGUUUUUAUCAGUCUUUAUCCUGUUCCUCACUGGCUUUUUCAUCCCCAAAGAACCCACAGAUUCCAGCCAGCGCCUCCAAAGAACACCAACUCAGAACAGGAGCAUUUUCAGUAGGAUGUCUGUCUGAAAGCAAUAGUUAGAUCUGCAUUGCAAACUGUUAGUUUAACUCUCUGUGGGAGUGACUUGUUGACUUUGAGCCGGUCAGCUAUGGGCAACUUAAGCUAGUUUACAUCCUUAUAGUUUUUUGCCGGCUAUGAUCACAAGACGGGAUUUACCAAGUGCACAUGCUCAGGUAGUGAUUCUGGGUUUCCUAGUCACUCAAAAAAGAUGACAGAUGAUGAGAGGAGGCAAUGUGCAUUGCAGAAGCAAAAGCAUCCAUCUUUAGCCAAGAAAACUACCAAAAAUAGAUCCACAAGUAAAAGAACAAUGCAUAUGAAAGCUAGUGAAAGGAUAUUGUAUAUAUAGUAAUGCUAUCAUGACUAGGUACAAGGUAUUUGUUCUGUUGUAUUCUUAUAUGUUCGAGAGGGUAUUGGCAAUAAUAUCUUUAUGUAUUAGUUGAAUUA
Ipomoea triloba (trilobed morning glory) is the source of this 3487-nucleotide messenger RNA. Its product is annotated as receptor-like protein 46. Gene Ontology annotation, molecular function: protein binding. The record is from RefSeq and is a predicted model, not a curated record. NCBI's taxonomy places the organism in Eukaryota, Viridiplantae, Streptophyta, Magnoliopsida, Solanales, Convolvulaceae. Bases 580 to 3051 code for a protein of 823 amino acids. The transcript has a single exon.